Ficedula albicollis (Collared flycatcher) is the source of this 751-nucleotide messenger RNA. RefSeq names its product cortexin 1 (gene CTXN1). The coding region runs from base 368 to 622 and encodes 84 amino acids. NCBI's taxonomy places the organism in Eukaryota, Metazoa, Chordata, Aves, Passeriformes, Muscicapidae. The transcript is spliced from 2 exons. The record is from RefSeq and is a predicted model, not a curated record.
UGCGGUGUCACCUCCCCUUUAUCCCCUCUGGGGAUUCCAGAGGAGUCCCGGGAUGUUCUGCUGUGCUCCCUGCGGUGUCACCUCCCUUUUUUAACCGGUCUGUUCUCUCUGUCCCCUCCCCAGCCCUGGACAGCCGGACGCUCCCUCGGUGACUGUGACAGUGACAGUGACGGUGUCGGGGCUGUGCGGGCACGGCCUGGCCCUGCUCCUGUCCCCACGCAGCUGCAGCCAGGAGCUCUGUGCUCGGCCAGGAGCCGAUCCCGAGGGGUUGCCCAUGGAAUAGGCUCUUUUCCCGGUGCCUGGGCACAGCGGGAGGCUGGAGUUUGUGCCCUGAUCACGCCCUGCCCCGGAGCCCCCGGCCUCUGCCAUGAAUGAUGCGUCCACCAUGGAUUAUGAACUGCUCUCCCCGUCCCUGGUGGAGCACCCCGCCGGCGCCGCGGGCAUGGACGCCGAGCAGAAAACCGUGUUUGCCUUCGUCAUCUUCCUGCUGGUGUUCCUGGUGAUGCUCAUGGUGCGCUGCUUCCGCAUCCUGCUGGACCCCUACAGCCGCAUGCCCGCCUCCUCCUGGACGGACCACAAGGAGGGCUUGGAGCGGGGCCAGUUCGACUACGCGCUGGUGUGAGGGCGGGGGGCUCGGGGCAGCCCGGGGUGGGGCCGGGACAGCCCCAGGGUGGGCUCAGGGCACCCCAGGGUGGGCUUGGAGCAGCCCCAGGGGGGCUUGGAGCACUCCAGAGUGGCUUGGGGCAGCCCA